GUCUGAUGCUGUCUCUUUGUAACUUUUUUUGGGGCUUGCUCGUCUUUCAGAGUUUUGUACAAGGAGAGCCCUCAGUUGUUACACCAAGUUUUACAUCGCAGCUCAUCAAUAUUACGGAUGGAGCUUCUGCUAUAAAAAGCGAAGAAAAAGAAGCUGUGGUAAGCACCCAAGACAAUGUCCUAGUAACCAUAGACUCAGAACUUGAACCACCCUCAGAGCUUGGAUCCUUAAACACUGUUAUUUUAAGAAAAAAAAAGCCUCUUAAACAAUCUGCAAGUAUUAAGGACACACAAAAUGACGGAGGCUUUCAGAAAAUAUCCGCCCAGAGUAAGCAUGGAAGCCAAAAGAUGGUUAGUACAUCUUUGCCUAUGGGAGAAAGCUUACCAUUAGAAAAUAUAGGAAGCAUUAAUGGAUCCCCAAGUAGCGCAAAAUUUAAGGCUUUAGAGCAUCAUGGUUUCGAGGACACUCCAAGUUUUAUUUCUAGCACAGACCAGACUAAUAAACGAUCCGGAGUAAUUAAAGACUUAGAUAACAGUGAAGAUGAUAAGUUUAAAACAUUUAAGUCUGUUAAUAUAAAUGAGGAUAGUCAUAAAACAUUACUGCCUAAUAGCAAAAGCUUGCGUACAAAGAAAACAGGAGGAGAAAAUAAAUUUUUUCAAGGCAAGCAGCCUCUAGGCUCUCCUACUUUACAACCUGUUAAAGUCGAUGAAGGAAUUGCUGAUGAUCAAGAAGAGCAGGAAAAUAGCAAUGUGGUUAAUGUUAACACUGAACAAAGCCCUCGGCCACUUGAAGAUGAUGUGGGUUUAAUUAAAACUAGCGGAAGUACAGGUGAAUCGAAAAGUAUUUCGUCUAUAGAUGUGUCAGCAAUCCCCCUAAAUAUUAAUAGUAAUAAUGCUGAUGAAAGUAACAGAAAAAAGGGGAAGAAUGUUCAAGAAAUUCUAACUUCGAAGCUUCGAGCUACAGUGCGGCCCCCGAGCUCCCCUACUACUAAACCUGAGGAAACUGCCGACGAAAAGGGAGUGCAGAAGGAUAGCGCGUUUGUUAAAGUUAACACUGAACGAAAUCCUCGGCCGCAUGAAGAAGACGUAUCAGCAAGCUCUCUAAACACGAAUAAUGUUAAUGCUGCUGAAAGUAACAGAAAAACGGGGGAAAACGUUAACAUGGAUUCUCAAAAGUCUGAAGCUCUUCAAAUGUUUCCAAAAAAUUUACCCAACUUAACUUCUUCCGAAGUCAACAGUGAAAAGCCCGGGAGUAUUGUUACCAAAGAAGUAAUGAUUGGUAGUGCCUUAGGGGGAAGCGCAAUUGUUUCUGGUGUCGGAGCUUAUUGUUUUUAUUUACACAGAAGAAAAAAAAAAUUAGUGGAAAUAAAAGCUGUAAAGGCAACACUACACGCUUCGCCGCCCGAUGAAUGCCUUUAAAAGAAGUUGUAUAACAAGUAUGUAAGAAAUAUAAGCUUUUAAUAAUUUAAUAAAUUUCUUUUAUUUUA
Molecule: messenger RNA, 1486 nt
Organism: Zophobas morio
Lineage: Eukaryota; Metazoa; Arthropoda; Insecta; Coleoptera; Tenebrionidae
Exons: 2
Coding region: 6-1418 (470 amino acids)
Source: RefSeq, a predicted model, not a curated record